This is a messenger RNA of Dibothriocephalus latus, 558 nucleotides long. Lineage: Eukaryota; Metazoa; Platyhelminthes; Cestoda; Diphyllobothriidea; Diphyllobothriidae. The record is from the annotation of a GenBank genome assembly.
CGCUAUGUCCGCCAUGAGGUUCUGGAAAAAGAAAGCUGUUUGGCCGUUUAUGUACGCCCACCGAGACCAGGCGCUUAUAUACUGAAUAUCGCCGUCAAUCGCACACAGAACGAAGGUGCUGCUGACUCAGAAACCGCGGAUAAUCAAUAUGAAGAUGUGUGCGAAUACUGUCUGAUAGCGAAGAUUUCACGCACAGCCUGUCUUCUGCCCUUCCCGCAUGAGGCCUCUGGUGUAUACGGCCAGACAAAGAAAGCAAAGCUCUUUAAUGUCCGCGCUGUCCGUCGGGAGCCUACUGUUCGAGAAAUUCAGGGAAACGUGGAACUACGCUUCGCCAGCAUAGAUUCAAAACGGCCUCUGCCCCGACUGAUGGGUGAAGUCAAGUCUGCCGCUUUGUCAGAAGAGGCCAUGAAACACUGCAUCGUACAACGCCCCCUCUCGAAUAGCACAGACUUCGUCUUCUCAAUUUUCCUGCCCGACGCUGGUGAUUACAGUCUAGAAGUAUACGCGAACGACCCUCAACGCGAUGGUAGUACAUUCAAACAAGUGAGUUCUGCCUAA